This is a messenger RNA of Carcharodon carcharias (great white shark), 2052 nucleotides long. RefSeq lists its product as uncharacterized. The transcript has 16 exons. The coding region runs from base 4 to 2052 and encodes 682 amino acids. Gene Ontology annotation, molecular function: kinase activity; ATP binding. Gene Ontology annotation, biological process: phosphorylation. The record is from RefSeq and is a predicted model, not a curated record. Lineage: Eukaryota; Metazoa; Chordata; Chondrichthyes; Lamniformes; Lamnidae.
AAUAUGAUCGGUCUUUUGUUGCUCGUGCCCGUUUUCCUUUGCAUCUAUGUAGUGAAGAAUCUGCUGCAGGAAGACCCAAUACCAUUAAAUGGAAGGUAUUCUGUUCCAGGGAGAUGGUAUGCAUUGAAAGAAUUACUUGCUGUAAUCCUUUACCAUAUUAACAGGAGGAAAAAUAGGACGGGCACUAAAACUGACCUGGAGAGAGAGAACAUGGGAUUGGGCCACAACAGAGCAGAAGAGUUCCGCAUUGGAAAAGAUGGAAUUGAAAGUAGAGAGACUGGAACAUUUCUGGGACCUUCCUCUGAAGAAAUGAAAUGUGUUCCAAAGUUACUAAACCACCCUCGGGCUAUCAACUCAGUUCACUUCAUAGGUUUUACAGAAACAGAUAAAACCUUAUUUGUCCUACGUCUUUGCAAAAGACCAAAUGGCCUGUGUGAAAUCUGGCUGUUCCUUCGAGUUGAAGGGAUUGGAAACUUUGAGCAUCCUAUCCACCCUGAUGCACUCAUCAGUGCAGAAAGUGAGAAAUGCUGGAGUGGAGGUGGUCUAAAACUGGAAUGCCUUGAACCAUAUCGAUGGUGGCGAAUUUCCUUUAAUGGGCUUCUAAGGAAGGGACCAUGCAGACAUGAAUGGAGAGAAGAGGAAGGAGAACUUCUUCAUGUUAAGUUCAGAUUUAUCUGGUCAGCUUUUACCUGUGUGUUUGAUUUUGAUACUGAUAUCCAUCCCUGGGCACAGGCUCAAGGCAUUGCAAAGGAGAAAUGGAACGCAGGAUUCAUCGUAAACAUGAAUGCGUGCUGUCAACAACUGUCGCACCAUGAACAAUGGGGUCAGUUUGUGGGGAAACUAGAAAUUGAGGGACAUGACAAGAAGGAGCUUCUGCUGAGAGGAUUGAGGAGCCAUUCUUUUGGUAUUUGGAAGUGGGCUGAUAUCUAUCGCUAUUCUGCAUUUAUUGUACACUUUGAGAAUGGGAUAUCAGUAAAUUUGUUGUGCAUCUCCUUUCAAACAACCAUCACCCAUAUGAAUAUAGGUUAUGUGUUGUUUCUAAAUGGGAAGAAGGCUGCGAUUGACUGGUCAGAUGCCUCUUUAGCAGAUAUUGCUGACGACGGGAUCAUUGCUGAUCUGUACAAAGUCAAUUUUACAGCAGGUGAGAUGAGAGAACAUAACAGCUGGCACAGAGAAGCCCAUGAUAGCUUUGACUUUCACAUCUCUCAGAGCUACCUUACCAUGCCCAAUGGUGGGAUGUAUUUUAACCUGACAGUAACACCUGACAAGAGUGCUUGUCCUUUGCUGUACAGUGGAUUAGGCUGGGAAAGCAGAACCUUUGGCUGCGUGGCCAACUAUCGUUUAAACUUAACUACCCGAGGUUGGGGUUUAAUUCAACUAUAUUACAGAAAUGAAAGUGGCCGACAGGCUCCAGACAUCAUACCAUCUGGAAAGUUCCAGGAACCUGUAGUGCCACUGUGCUCCAAGUUGGUGUUGGCACUCUCCGAUGAGGCUUGCCAGUGUGCUGCAGUGGUGGGCAGUAAAGGAGCUCAACUGGCACAGCUAAUGGAAAUGCAGAAACGCUUUGGGUAUCAGUUUUCUGUGCCCACUGGAAUCUGUGUCACCAUUGCAGCCCUGAAACACCAGAUGAAAAUGAAUGGCAGUCUCCAGGAAGUCGUGGCAGAGAUGAACGAUGUGGCCUGCACAAGAAAAAAAGGAAACCUUCAGGAGCUCUGCAAAAGAUGCGUUGAAUUAUUCAGGAGAACCAAACUGGCCCCAGAGAUAGAAAGUGCCAUUCAUGAUCAGCUUGCAGAGCUGAGGCUGCUGGGAGCAGAGGAACGAUUGGCUGUCAGGUCCAGUGCAGUGGGGGAGGACACAGAGGACACAUCUGCUGCUGGGCAGCUUGAGACAAAGUUGGGAUUGAAAGGCUUUGAACAGGCAAACGACUACGUGCAUUGGCGUUUGCGAUUUGACUGCCAGGCGUAUGUACAAAAGUAUACUCGUAUGCUGCCAGGGUUAAACUUGUAUUCUUGCCGAGGCUAUGGGUGGCAUUAUCUUGUCUUUGCUGAAUAA